GGAAGUGUAAAAACAUCAACAAUCCUUCGAGGCUGGGGCGAAGUGUCAGUGUAGCCUAGCAGCGAGGUAGCUAAACGGGAUUUUCUCGGACAUUUCACAGAUUUGUUUUAUUUUUUUUUUAUAUAUAUAUAUAUACUUAGUGUAUUGUAGCAUCCCAGAUAUGUCGUUGUUAGGUAAACUAUUUGGAGGAGGAGGAAAAGGGGGAAAGGGACCGAGCCCACAGGAGGCUAUCCAGAAACUCCGAGAGACGGAGGAGAUGCUAACGAAGAAACAGGAAUUUCUAGAGAAGAAGAUCGAGCAGGAGCUGCAGAUCGCGAAGAAAAACGGCACGAAAAACAAAAGAGCGGCUCUGCAGGCUUUGAAAAGAAAGAAGCGGUAUGAGAAGCAGCUCGCCCAGAUUGACGGCACGCUGUCGACCAUCGAGUUCCAGAGAGAGGCUCUGGAAAACGCCAACACCAACACUGAAGUGCUCAAGAACAUGGGCUUUGCUGCUAAGGCCAUGAAGUCUGCCCAUGAAAACAUGGACAUUGACAAGGUGGACGACCUGAUGCAGGACAUUACAGAGCAGCAGGAGCUGGCCCAGGAAAUCUCUGACGCCAUAUCUAAACCUGUCGGCUUCGGAGAGGAGUUCGAUGAGGAUGAGCUGCUGGCGGAGCUGGAUGAGCUGGAACAGGAGGAGCUGGACAAAAAUCUGCUGGAGAUCGGGGGUACAGAGAACGUCCCCCUCCCCAACGUGCCUUCAACUUCAUUACCUGCCAGACCUGCCAAGAAAGAGGAGGACGAGGACGACAUGGAGGAUCUGCAGCGCUGGGCGGAAGCCAUGUAAACGCAGCAUCCGCCACAUCAUACCUGCAUCAGAGAGGGAAGAGGAAGGAGCAAUGGGGGAAUGAAUGGACUGAUAGGAUGUUGUGUAUGAGUGUUUUUGUGUGUAUGAGGAGGGCUGACUGUCUUAUUUUAUGUAACACUACGAAAAAGCAAAAAUGCUGUAAUCUUUCUUUUUCCCAACCCCUUCGCACAUACAGACCCCUGGGGCUCAGAUAAACGAGCCGGUCAGGGACUUUUAUUUUGAAAGUUUAUCACUAUACCUUGGCAAAGUCACCUAAUACAUUUAACCUGAAUUUUAACAUAAUACUGGCACUUUGCAGUCCCUCUGCUGUGCAGCGCUAUGUCAUAGAUCACAUAGUUCAUAUUGAAUUGGAUAUUAUGAGCUGUGUGGUACGAUAAAGGAGUUGUUGUCAGAUUAGAUUUGCGGACUGUGUGGCGUUGCUAACGUCACUGGAAGUCAGGUGAAUUUUCAUGGGAGCUUAAUCCUCAAAGAUCUGUUUCCGACUCACAUAUUUACCUGUAUUUGUGGCGUUAAAAUCGUUGGAUGUUUUGUUUUUGUUUUGCUUUUUUCUCUUCUUGACAAAAAUAACUAUUGUUUGCUCUGUUUCUUUUGUUAACUGCUCUUGAAAAAAGGAGAACAGCUGAGCAUGAGCUGGGUGUUUGCCAGAGUCCGAACCUGUUCUUUUGUUUCAGGCUGCGUGCUUUGUCCCUUUUCCCCCUCCUCCUCUUCGCCUCCUGUCGCCAUUUCAGCGACUUCUUCCUCGCUCAAAGCCGUUAUCACCAGUGGUUCUUGUUAUUUGGUGUAAAUAUCCCAAAUGUGUCUUUUUAUAUACUGUAUUUCUGCCAUCACCGAGAGGUUCUGUCGGGGUUGUGUGAAGCAUGCAACAAUGGAGAAAAUGACAAUACAGAUCACAACGCACGGCUAGAAAGAGAGAUGUUAUACCUAACACUUUCAUCCUGCUCUGUCUCUCGGUCCUUCUCAUAAGGGUUUUUGUUUCCGAUUGUAUAAUGUUGAAAAAAAUAAUAAUAAUAAACUAUUGUCACACCUUAUUAACUACACUUUGAAGGAGCUGGUGGUUUAUAAAAGAUUAGAUUAUAGUCAAUCUACAACAAUUCCUUUAGUUUUUCAAAGUCAUGAUGUACAUUUUUUACAUAGAAAAAAAACCCAUAACAAGAUCAGAUGGACAAGCAUGUUUGCAUUUCUAUGUUUUAUUUAUCCAGAUGAGAAUAUUAUUUGCAAAAAUCCAUUAAAGGUUUUCAAUUCUUU
Larimichthys crocea (large yellow croaker) is the source of this 2092-nucleotide messenger RNA. It is a transcript of the gene chmp4ba, whose product is annotated as charged multivesicular body protein 4Ba. The transcript is spliced from 5 exons. NCBI's taxonomy places the organism in Eukaryota, Metazoa, Chordata, Actinopteri, Sciaenidae. Gene Ontology annotation, biological process: late endosome to vacuole transport via multivesicular body sorting pathway; vesicle budding from membrane. The record is from RefSeq and is a predicted model, not a curated record. The coding region runs from base 161 to 826 and encodes 221 amino acids. Gene Ontology annotation, cellular component: multivesicular body; ESCRT III complex; cytoplasmic side of plasma membrane.